Messenger RNA from Nematolebias whitei (Rio pearlfish), 2592 nucleotides. Its product is annotated as pyruvate kinase PKM. The record is from RefSeq and is a predicted model, not a curated record. Gene Ontology annotation, molecular function: potassium ion binding; pyruvate kinase activity; magnesium ion binding. NCBI's taxonomy places the organism in Eukaryota, Metazoa, Chordata, Actinopteri, Cyprinodontiformes, Rivulidae. The transcript has 9 exons. Gene Ontology annotation, cellular component: cytoplasm. The coding region runs from base 116 to 1492 and encodes 458 amino acids. Gene Ontology annotation, biological process: glycolytic process.
AGGAAGAGGAACUGUUGGGGAUCACCUUGAGCUGCUCUCAGUCUGCCUGCAGUCGCAUCGGUCUCAACGUUGCCUAUUUGAUCCAAGAACAUCCCCUGUUAAACCAGUGAACACCAUGCCGCUGCCAAAAUCUGUCGACAUGGGCUCUGCCUUCAUCCAGACGCAGCAGCUCCACGCUGCCAUGGCUGACACUUUCCUGGAACACAUGUGUCUGCUGGACAUCGACUCUGAACCCACCACUGCACGCAACACUGGCAUCAUUUGCACCAUUGGUUAUGGCACUGCUGAAGUGGAGCUGAAGAAAGGCAACAUGAUCAAGGUUACCUUAGAUGAUGCUUAUCAGGACAACUGCAGCGAUGAGAUCCUCUGGCUCGACUACAAGAACAUUACCAAAGUGGUGGAAGUUGGCAGCAAAGUCUACAUUGAUGAUGGGCUCAUGUCUCUGCAGGUCAAGGAGAUUGGCUCUGAUUAUCUUAUGUGUGAGAUUGAGAAUGGUGGCACCCUUGGCAGCAAGAAGGGAGUGAAUCUCCCAGGUGCUGCCGUAGACCUGCCUGCUGUUUCAGAUAAAGACAUUAAGGACCUGCAGUUUGGUGUCGAGCAGGGAGUCGACAUGGUCUUUGCCUCCUUCAUUCGUAAAGCGGCAGAUGUGCAUGCUGUCCGAAAUGUGCUGGGAGAGCCCGGCAAACACAUCAAGAUCAUCAGCAAGCUGGAGAACCACGAGGGUGUCCGCAGAUUUGAUGAGAUCAUGGAGGCCAGCGACGGCAUCAUGGUUGCCCGCGGUGACCUGGGUAUUGAGAUCCCCACAGAAAAGGUCUUCCUUGCCCAAAAGAUGAUGAUUGGUCGCUGCAACAGAGCUGGCAAACCAAUCACAUGUGCCACUCAGAUGUUGGAGAGCAUGAUCAAGAAGCCUAGACCCACCCGUGCUGAGGGCAGUGAUGUAGCCAACGCUGUCCUGGAUGGAGCGGACUGCAUCAUGCUGAGCGGUGAGACCGCCAAGGGAGAUUACCCUCUGGAGGCUGUUCGCACGCAGCACAUGAUAGCACGAGAGGCAGAAGCAGCCACCUUCCACAGACAGCUGUUCGAAGAGCUGAGGAAGACCACCCAGCUGACCGGAGACCCUGCAGACGCUGUAGCAAUUGGAGCUGUUGAAGCGUCCUUCAAGUGCUGCGCUACUGGCAUCAUUGUUCUGACUAAGAGUGGGAGGUCUGCCCACCUGCUGUCCAGGUACAGACCCCGUGCCCCCAUCAUUGCCGUGACCCGUAAUGCUCAGACUGCUCGUCAGGCCCACCUGUACCGCGGGAUCUUCCCCGUCCUUUACACCAAGCCCGCCCACGAUGUUUGGGCUGAGGACGUGGACAUGCGUGUCAACUUCGCCAUAGAAAUGGGCAAGGCCAGAUGCUUCUUCAAAGAGGGCGACGUUGUGAUCAUCCUGACCGGCUGGCGCCCCGGCUCCGGUUACACCAACACCAUGCGUGUGGUUCUUGUGGCCUGAGCAGCCAACACAAGCUGUGCUGCUUCCUCCCUUCACUUUCAUCUGUCGUUCAUAGUUCUCCAUACUAGUUCUCCUAAACCCCUUUCAUGCAGUCAGGGCUCACAGACUCAGCUGUUUAAAGUUUAGACAAUGAUAUAGAGUUGAGCUUUAAAGUUGGGCCUCAGUGGCCCAAGAGCUGUUUGGAUGGGGAAGAAGUUCUUAACUAUUCCAUUUAAUGUUUUCAUUCCUUUAGCCUUGAUUUUUCACAAUCGGACCAGUCUUCAGGGCCUCAGAUUAAUACACCUUGACCAAAAACUGCUGUAUUUAUUCACUCCAACACUUGGAUUGGUAAAGUCUGAGUGGAUACAUCCUUGUGUGUGUGUGCGUGUUCAUCCCGUCUCCUGUUUGGGUGUAGCUGCUGGUGGAGCCGAUUGACCUGAACGGCGAGUUGGAACCGUUUACUUAUCACACUCCUGCUGGCGUAACGAACAAAGUGUUAGCGUUCUGAAACAAAGAGCGCCCCCACCCCCCCACUGCAGCGCUGCCUCGACUUCACCCAAACAGAUCGCUCCGUAAUGCUGUCUGCAUAAGUGUCCUCCCAUAUUUACCAGCUCCGAAUGUGUUUCAGCGUAUGUUGGUGUUGCACUCCCAGUUUGCUCCGCACAUUGUUACAUUCUACACUAUACUUGACUUCUGAGUAGUGAACGUUUGGUUUUUGAGACUUUCGAAUCGGAUUAUAUAUUUUGUCUGACUUCAAAGAAACGAUAGUUUUGCAGGUGUUUGAGAGAGUUACUGUUUUUUGUUAGAUGUGUGAUAUAAAAACGUUAAAUUCCUUUGGAUUCUGAUUUUAUUUGAGGCAGAGCGUUUAAGACGGUUGCACCUUUUUAGGGUAUUUUUCAGAUGAGUGAUAAAAAUCUGUCCUCUGCAAAAUGACUGAUAGAAUUUGUCUUCUGUGUUGGUGAUCCACUGUAACUGUCUCUGUGAGUCUAAUAUGCUUCUGAUUGUAAUAAUAGAGUAUAAGAACUUAACUAUAUUUAAAAGGAUAACGUGUUUAGCUGGUGUACUAACCUGUCCCACAAGACUGGAGUUCCUUCAAUAAAAGAGACGAGCACCCAUCUGAA